This is a messenger RNA of Symbiodinium sp. CCMP2456, 2187 nucleotides long. The record is from the annotation of a GenBank genome assembly. NCBI's taxonomy places the organism in Eukaryota, Dinophyceae, Suessiales, Symbiodiniaceae.
GCCGUUUCACUCGCGCGCACAAAACAUCGUGCAGCAGAGAUUGCUGAUGGCAAGGGACGAUGGACCGGAAGGCCGCAGGAGGAUCCAGGCUCCUUUCCGGAAGGAAACGAGACUUCGGAGACUUCGGAGCACGGGAUGCCAGACACCCCGGCCCCGGAGCAGCCCCAGGAGGAGGAGAAGAUCCGCGUCGCUCCCGGCCAGUCCCUGAAGCCUUCGACCACUGACGUGUUCGAGCGGCUUCACGCCUACCAUGCAGCAAGUCUGGAAAAGAAGGCGCUGGUGCAGAAGCUGGCGGCUCAGCAAGUAGAGGCCCAGGCCGAGACGCUGAAGCGCUGCACGGUACGCACCUGCUCCUCAGAAGAGGAGGCCUUGCAGAUCUACGGGCGCCUGUAUCAGGAGGCGGCUCACCGGCGAAGGAGGCAGGUGGAGCGCGAGCAGGAGGAGACUCUCAGCUCCCAGUGCUCCACCUCUUCCCUGAGGAGUCAGGUGGAGGGGCCUCCACGCUGGGAGCAGCUUUACCACAGCGCGCCUCUCAAAGAGAAGCGUCUUGGGGAUGAACGGAAGCGAGCUGCAGAAGAGGAGGAGCGCUGGCUGGCGCAGCAUUGCAUCCAUCGCAGCAGCGACAAGACAGAGGCGGCAGAGAUCUUCGACCGACUCUAUGGCGAAAGCGAAAGCCGUGAGCGCCGCCGGGAACAGCGCAAAGCUGCAGAGGUUGCCUCCCAAGUGCGCGAGCUGGCUGAGAGCUCUGUCCACACCCGCACGCUUUCGGUAGCGGACUUGGAGCUCAGAACAAGGCGCCUCUAUGAAGACGGCCUGCAGCGACUGCAGAGACUGGAGGAGAAGAGGCUGCAAGAGUCCCUGCCGACGGAGGCACCUCGUCGUUCCGCCUCGGCGGGGCCUUCGAGGUUCGAGAUGCUGUACAGCGAUGCUACCCGCCGAGACGAAGAUCGCAAGUUCUGGCAGAAAUGCCACGAGAAGGAGGAGUUGGAGAUGUCUCAGCGUCAGUUGGCCGCGAAAGCCCCUCAAUGCAAGCGCCAGGUUUCGGCCCAAAGGACGCCUACUCCGCAGAAGGCUCCCAACAGCGCCAGGAGUCAUCAAAGAGGGGCCGCUACGGCAGACGUCGACGAGCUGCAGAUGGCGCAGGAAGCUCCAUUGCCAGCUCAUUCUGCCUUGGUGCUGCCUGGACAGUGCCUACCUGAGAGAGACCUCCUACCAGGAGGUGGGUCAGGCAGACAUCAGCCCAAGAUUCCCACGGUUGCGCUCAACCGCACUAGUAGAAACGAAGGGCUGGCUCAGGGACCCCCAUCUGGCACUGCCCUGCGGCGUGCACAGAGCCCUGUGCCUGUGCCCAGAGCAACCUCCCCACUGGCAGCAGGGAGCAAGCUCCAAUCAGAGCCAUCCGCGGCAGCUUCGCCGUCACGGAGACAGACGCCAAGACAGCGUUCUCAGACACGCGCCGGGAACAGCAAUGGAGGCAAAGAGCGUGCAUCUUCGGCGCCGAGGUCUUCAGCCGCCUGCACUCCCGUGGCGGAGCCUACUUCCGGCAGACCAGGUGGUGCAGCGAAGGACAGUCUCCGUGCUCCGCGUGCUGAAGAUCUGGUCGCAGCUGGCGCAAAGCGCGUCCAGAGCCCCAAGCCGCACACGCCACGAGCGGUCGCCAGCCCAGUGGAUGGCACCAAAGCCAGAGGCGCAUGCACAAGUGAUCGACUCGCGCCCACGCGUGCGCCGGAAGAGGCUGAUACACGCUCGCAGGGUCGUGCAGCAAGAGCCACGGCCGUUUGCUCGCCGAAAGUAGGUCCCAACAGGGACGCCACACCUCCGCCGCGCUCGAAAACGCCUCCGCCAAAUGCACAGGCGGGCUUGCGUCCAAGCGGGACGAUGCCGAGCGAGCGAGGAGCAAAUACUCCACCGACGAAAGCAUCUCCUCCGGAACGAGACAAGACGCCCAAGGCAACGCCUCGAGCGCCGGGAAAGGCUUCAACCCCGAGGGCGGCUUUCUCGAAAGCAGACCGAGGUCCAAGCAUGUGCGAAGGCAGAGGCACCACUCCGCCUCCAGCAAAGGCGAGUGACAGCGCCAAGACCCCUCCCAAGGCUGCGCAGCGCAACGACACCGUGCAGAGGCCUCCGGAGGCGCCACGGGCGGCUUCCCGAAGUGCCGCGAUCCGGACAGGCGCAUGGCCACGCUGA